Prunus armeniaca (apricot) is the source of this 1593-nucleotide messenger RNA. NCBI's taxonomy places the organism in Eukaryota, Viridiplantae, Streptophyta, Magnoliopsida, Rosales, Rosaceae. The record is from the annotation of a GenBank genome assembly.
AUGAACCUUGUGCUUGAUGGACUGAAACUCAACUGUUCUUUAAAAGAGCCUCUGAAGGUGAUGAUAUCCGGUGCACCGGCAUCAGGCAAAGGAACUCAGUGUGAAUUGAUUGUCCGCAAGUUUGGAUUGGUACACAUAUCAACGGGGGACCUUCUAAGAGCUGAAGUGUCAUCUGGGACAGAAAUUGGAAAUAAAGCCAAAGAGUUCAUGAAUGCUGGCCGUCUGGUCCCUGAUGAAGUCGUGACUGCGAUGGUCACAGCACGAUUAUCACGGGAAGAUGCAAAAGAAAACGGGUGGCUUCUAGAUGGCUACCCCCGAAGUUUUAACCAAGCACAAAGCCUGCAAAGUUUGAAGAUAAUACCAGAUGUUUACAUUGUAUUAGAUGUUCCUGAUGAAAUUCUAAUCGACAGAUGUAUUGGAAGAAGGCUAGACCCAGUUACAGGGAAGAUUUACCAUCUCAAAAGUUUCCCUCCAGAGACUGAGGAAAUUAAAGCAAGACUUAUCACCCGUCCUGAUGACACCGAGGAGAAGGUGAAGUCACGCCUUGAAAUAUACAAGCAAAAUGCUGAUGCAAUCUCAACCACUUACUCCCACAUAAUGAAAAAGAUCGAUGGGAACCAUCCUAAGGAAGUAGUUUUUGAAGUAAUAGACUCUAUAUUGUCACAAGUGCAGAAAGAUAAAGAAACGAAGAUGAAAUUAGGGAAAUCAAAUCCGUCAACUUCAGUCCAGGAUAACUGGAGGGGAAUUCCUACUAAAUUGAAUAACAUUCCACAUUCUAGAGACAUCAGGAAAUAUUUCUAUGAGGAUGUGCUGCAGGCCACCCAAAGAGCAAUAAAUGAUGGAAGAACUCGACUAAAGGUGGAGAUUAAUAUUCCAGAGCUGAACCCAGAAAUGGAUGUUUAUCGAAUAGGUACCUUAAUGGAACUUGUUCGAUCUCUUGCUCUUUCAUUUGCCGAUGAUGGGAAACAUGUCAAGGUUUGUGUUCAAGGCUCUAUGGGGGAAGGCGCUCUUGCUGGAAUGCCAUUACAGCUUGCUGGUACUCGAAAAAUAUUGGAGUUCAUGGACUGGGGUGAAUAUGAGGCUAUGGGGACGUUUAUCAAUAUUGGUUCUAUAGGUGGCGAAGAGGUAGAUGAGCAAGAUGACCUGUUUAUCUUAGUAGCUCCUCAAAAUGCUGUUGGGAAUUGUAUUAUUGAUGAUCUAAGAGCUAUGACCGAUGCUGCUGGGGACCGACCAGUAAUUCUUAUCAAUCCCAGGCUCAAGGAUUUGCCUGCUUCAAGUGGAAUCAUGCAAACCAUGGGGCGCGACAAGAGAUUGGAGUAUGCUUCAUCAUUCGAAAAUUGCUAUUUCUUUCGGCUUCUCUAUUAUGCAGGAACCCAAUAUCCAAUUAUGGGUGCUCUCAGGAUGUCUUAUCCAUAUCGUUACGAACUGUACAAGAGGGUGGAUGACCCUUCUGGGAAAGAGAAGUAUGUUAUCUUGUCUACAUUUCCUGAAAAGCCAAGUACCGAUGAAGUGAAUGAUGCUUUCGAAGGAAAGCCUAGAAAUGAGAGUAAGAAAGCCUUGGGAUUCUGGGGAUUCUUAAGUGGUAUAUUUUGA